This is a messenger RNA of Necator americanus (New World hookworm), 2424 nucleotides long. RefSeq lists its product as uncharacterized. The record is from RefSeq and is a predicted model, not a curated record. Gene Ontology annotation, molecular function: catalytic activity. NCBI's taxonomy places the organism in Eukaryota, Metazoa, Nematoda, Chromadorea, Rhabditida, Ancylostomatidae. The transcript is spliced from 3 exons. Bases 1 to 2424 code for a protein of 807 amino acids.
AUGGCGAUCUGUACUUAUAACGCACGUACGCUUACAUCGGAAGCAGCCAUCGAAGAUCUGAUGAUGCAAGCCAAGAAGAUCAAGUACGACGUCAUCGGACUGACCGAGACGAGACGACGUCACCCUCUCAACGCAGUAUAUGAAACUGGAGAAGAACUGUUCUUAGGAACAUGCGACAGUAGAGGUGUUGGUGGAGUUGGCGUCCUCGUCAACACGAGUAUGGCAAAGAACAUCGACUCUUUUGAACAACUUACGACCCGAAUCGGACGUCUGCGGAUGAGAAGAUGUGGCCCAAUACCAGCUUUGACUAUCUUCGUCGUUUACGCUCCAACAUCAAGCUACGAAGAAGAAGAAGUCGAAGCUUUCUAUAUGGACCUGGAGAAGUUCUACCAAGAAGAUCAUGCCUUCUACAAGGUCAUAGUUGGCGAUUUCAACGCUAAGGUUGGCCCAAGAAGAACGCCGGAGGAACUUCACAUCGGGACCCACGGCCUACAAUGGAAUGACCAGGGAGAGAGGCUCUCCGAGUUCAUCAUGACGACUAAGACCAUCCAUGGGAACUCGCAAUUUCAGAAGCCCUCUUCUUUACGCUGGACGUGGGAGUCACCCGGUGGAGGGUACCGUAAUGAAAUAGACCACAUCAUCGUCAAUAAAAGGUUCUGCCUGACGGACGUCGGUGUUGUACCAAAGUUCUAUACGGGAUUGGACCAUCGCCUCCUCCGAGGAAGAGUUUCCUUCACAAGGAGAGCAGAGAAAGCCGCCAAGUUCAGAGAGAGAAAUCCCAGGACUACCAUCAACUGGGAUCUCUUCGCUACGCUAGCCGGCUUUUGGGAAGAUUCUGCAAUGGACAACAUCGACGAGGAAUAUGACCGGCUUGUCGAACACCUUCACGACUGCGCGAAGAAGGCUGAGAGUUUUAAAACCACCAAGAGGCGUCUGUCUCUUGAAACUCUUGAGCUGAUACGCCAGCGUGGAGCAGCACGAGCCGCAGGGAACCAAGAACUCACGUCCGAGCUCGCAAGGCUUUGCCGAGAGGCGAUAAAGGAAGACCUUAAAGAGAGAAGAGCAGAAGUGCUGGCUGAAGCUGCAGAGGCGGGGAAAAGCAUCCGCUAUGCCCGUCGAGACUUCGCCAGUCGCAAGACGAGGAUGACUGCUCUCCGGAACCCAAAGGGAACAGCCAUUGCAUCGAGAAGGGGGAUGGAGAAAAUCAUCUACGACUUCUACUCUGAUCUCUUCGACAGCCAUGUCCACUUGCCUCCUCACCAUCUGAGGGAAGAUGGACACGUCAUUCCAGAGGUUCUCCCGUCCGAAAUACGACAUGCUAUCAUGUCGGUAAGAAAUCGUACGGCACCCGGUCCCGACAGAAUAAGACCAGAACACCUGAAGAGCCUUCCGUCAGUACUCAUCAACACCCUGGCGAGGCUCUUUACACGUUAUCUGUCGGGAUGCAAGGUUCCUAAACAGUGGAAGACCAGCAAGACCGUGUUGUUGUAUAAAAAGGGAGAUCCACAUGACAUCGGCAACUAUCGCCCAAUCUGCCUACUGUCCGUCAUCUACAAGCUCUUUACAAGAGUAAUCCUUAAUAGGAUUGAAAAAGUCUUGGAUGAAGGACAGCCAUGCGAGCAAGCAGGGUUUCGAAAAGGAUUCAGCACGAUUGACCACAUUCACACUGUUUCGAAACUCAUCGAGGUAUCACGAGAGUACAAGAUGCCGCUCUGUCUCACCUUCAUCGACUUAAAGAAGGCUUUCGACUCGGUUGAGACGGAAGCGGUCGUGGAAGCCUUGGACAACCAAGGCGUCCCUACUCAAUAUAUAAAGGGUGAUACAAUUUCACCCAAAAUAUUCACAGCCACCCUCGAGAACGCAAUGCGAAAGUUGGAAUGGGACGACAUGGGAGUGAAGGUUGAUGGUCGGCAGCUACACCAUUUGCGCUUUGCUGAUGACAUCGUACUGGUAACACCUAGCAUCAGCCAAGCGGAACGAAUGCUGACCGAAUUCGACGAAACAUGUGGAUGCAUCGGUCUUCAGCUGAAUCUACAAAAGACGAUGUUCAUGCGGAACGGAUGGGUCUCGGAUGCCCCAUUCACGCUCAACGGAACGAACAUAUCCGAAUGCACCAGCUACGUUUAUCUGGGUCGGGAACUGAACAUGAUGAACGACCUGACCCCCGAGCUGGGCAGGAGGAGACGAGCGGCUUGGGGAGCGUACAAGAGCAUCGAGGAUGUAGUGAAGAAGACCAGGAACACCCGGCUCCGUGCUCACCUCUUCAACACCACCGUACUUCCUGCUUUGACCUAUGCUUCGGAAACCUGGGCAUUUCGCAAGCAGGAAGAAAACGCGGUAAGCGCAACGAUUUGGGUUCGUUUGGUUCCUGGGUUUAAUAUCCAAUGGAAUGAUGCCUUGAAAUGUAUGGGACUAAGAGUUUGA